AUGGCAUCCUCUCCAAAGCUCUGGAUCAUUCUCUUGUCCUCGGUGUGCCUCCCAUGCAGGCUGCUUGUACACAGCAAGGAUUUUUCAUGGAAGGAAUUCAUGGAGCGGCACUACCUAAGUCCAAACAGAGAAUUCAGCACAUACACUUGUGAUGUCCUCAUGAAGCAGAAAGAAGCUCCAAAAGACAAGAACCCCCACAUAUUCAUUUAUAUCCCAUGGUACAAAAUAGAGCAUAUAUGUGUUAAGAGCACUUGGAAUGAUCGCUACAGAAAUGUGUAUGUAUGGACCCAGAAUACCCUCAAAGUACUCAAGUGUAAUCAUGAGAAAUCUGAAAAUGUCUACAAAGAGAGUAGGGGUUACAAUCACAUUCAAUUCCAUUGUAACAUGGAUGGAUAUGUUGAUAGCAUAGAAAGCUUAAACUUAACAGAACCUAUCCUCUAUUAG
This is a messenger RNA of Lepus europaeus (European hare), 444 nucleotides long. It is a transcript of the gene EDDM3B, whose product is annotated as epididymal protein 3B. Bases 1 to 444 code for a protein of 147 amino acids. The transcript has a single exon. The record is from RefSeq and is a predicted model, not a curated record. Lineage: Eukaryota; Metazoa; Chordata; Mammalia; Lagomorpha; Leporidae.